Lactuca saligna is the source of this 2457-nucleotide messenger RNA. NCBI's taxonomy places the organism in Eukaryota, Viridiplantae, Streptophyta, Magnoliopsida, Asterales, Asteraceae. The record is from the annotation of a GenBank genome assembly.
AUGGUGGGCAAUGGUAAGCUAGGCAGGUGGAGAUUUUCUUUAAGGUCUUCGGCGGCGCCGGCGAAGAAAUCGGAGAAGACGAAGCCUCUCGUUGAGUUUAUUUGUCCGAUUUCUGGUUUAUUGAUGCUUGAACCGGUUGUGGUUUCCUCUGGCCAGACAUUUGAGAAGACAUCCGUUGACGUCUGUAAAGACCUUAAGUUUGUUCCAAUUCUCGCCGAUGGGUCGAGGCCUGAUUUUUCGACUGUGAUCCCUAAUUUAGCUCUUAAGAAGGCGAUUCAUAGCUGGUGUAUGUCGACGGGGGCGGAUUUACCUCGGGAUGUGGAUUAUAGCUCCAUUGAGGUUUCAGUUCGUAGGAUGAUGGCUUCUUCCACUCAAAUUGAAGGUGAUUCGAGGUUUAGGGAUUCGGAGACGAAUUUGCUUAAAGGAAUGGCGGAGAAGCCGCCGGUGAUUUUGACGCACGCAGCGACGGAAUUGAAUCCUCGAUCUAUUCCUCAUCAUCAUCACUUUUACUCCUCGAGUUCAGAAGAAUCGGUGCUCGCGAACGUUCCAGAUACUCCACCGCUUCCAUUCGUGACACGCCCGUCUUGCUAUUCAUCUUCUCCUUCCGCUUCAACGUCUUCCGAGAUCGUCGUUGACGAAACCCCAGACCCUAACUCAUCCACCUCCGACGAACAACAUUUCGCAUCAAAGCUCCAGAGCCCCGACAUUUUCGAGCAAGAACAGUGUGUGAUUUCGCUGCGGAAAGUCACCAGGACCGAUGAAGAACUUAGGGUUUCUCUCUGCACGCCGCGGCUGCUCUCAGCACUCCGCCAGUGUCUCCAUUCGAGGUACGCCACCGUUCAAACUAACGCCGUCGCCGCUCUAGUGAACUUAUCGCUAGAGAAUGCAAACAAGCUGAAGAUCGUCCGGUCGGGGAUCGUUCCGCCGUUGAUCGACGUGUUGAAGGCCGGAGUUUCCGAGUCUCAGGAACACGCCGCCGGCGCGCUCUUCAGCCUCGCACUGGAGGAAGAGAACAAAACAGCCAUCGGCGUCCUAGGUGCGUUGCAGCCGUUGCUUCACGCUUUGCACUCCGACAGCGAGCGAACUCGGAAUGACUCAGCUCUAGCUCUAUACCAUCUCUCUUUGAAACAGAGCAACAGGGUCAAACUCGUGAAACUCGGCGCCGUUUCAACUCUGUUAACAAUGCUUGAAACUGGUCUCGCCGGAAGGGUAUUACUGGUAUUAUGCAAUCUAGCCGCUUCCAAUGAAGGUCUGCGUGACCUCUUCUGUCUCGACCACCACCGUCGCAACCCUCCUCUCCGAUCAAAGCCAUCAAUCGCCGCCUUCCUCUCCGAUCCGGCGUCCUCCGAUUUUCCGACCAUCAUAAUCGAUUGCAGCAGCCGGCGAACAACAACCCUCGAUCGAUCGUACUCCACCCUGCUCGAUCGUCUGCUCGCCGCCGUUAACCACCCUGCUCGCCACCGGCCGGAGACCGUCGCCCCCACAGCUACACCGGAGACUUCGACCUCACAGAAAGAUUCAUGGAUAAGGCUUGGAAGAGUUCUUAAGGAGAAAUUUGGGGUUGAGUUGACUCAAAAACAAAUGAAAAACGCAUAUGACAAUCUGAAAGCCAAAUACACUGGAUGGGGGCAUCCGAAAGCUGCUUCUUUGAGAACAAUUCCAUUGCCUUUUUCAGAUCUUUGUGCACGUCUUUUUGAUGGAAAUAGUGCUACUGGUAAUUUUAGGAGUUACUCAACCCAAUCAUCAUCGGUAGCUGGCGCAUCCUCCUGUCGUGUUCCACCACUUCAGAUCACCGCCACCCCUUUUGAUGCAAUGGAUGAUGAUGGUGUUGACACUUCUCAUCAUGAGCCACCACCUUCUGCUGCUUCACCUUCUGCAGCUUCACCUUCUGCUGCUUCACCUUCUGCUGGUUCACCAUAUACUGCUACACCAUCCGGUAACCCCAACAAAAGGGCUAAACCCUCAACUCCUGUAGCUCCUAGUGCCUCACCGUCUGCUUCUUCACCUGAUAGAACUUCUGUUACUGCUGACGAUUUAGCAUUUGAAAUGAAGAAAGCUCUACAAAGUUUGACUAAAGGGUAUACAAUUCCUCAGUGUUUAGAGAAGUUAGAGGUCCUUCAGUUAGGCCCUACAGAUCCUUUACGCUUUGUCGCAUAUCAUAUUUUUGGAGGAACCAUGAACAUGAGAGAGAUGUGGAUGCAUUUGCCCGAUGUUCCCGAGAUAUUACGAGGGUGGCUUGAGAUGACGGGUUCAUAUGGAUCACGAUCAAAAGUUACUUCUCGUAAUUCUAAUGUACCUAUACAUCCGUUAUUUUUGGAAGAGGGGUGGGAAGGGGUAGCGCAUGACUCUAGAAUAUUAUCAGAAGCAGUAGCCGAUCCACAAGCAUCAUUCCCGUUUCCACCACCAGACAAAUAUUAUCUUUGUGAUGCUGGUGGUUGUCGAGGCCAACACAAAUAA